Molecule: messenger RNA, 189 nt
Organism: Penicillium paradoxum
Lineage: Eukaryota; Fungi; Ascomycota; Eurotiomycetes; Eurotiales; Aspergillaceae
Exons: 2
Coding region: 1-189 (62 amino acids)
Source: RefSeq, a predicted model, not a curated record
AUGCAAUUCUACUCUCUACUCAUUGCUACCCUUGCGCUGGCCAUCGGUGUCCAUGCCAUUCCCCAAGAUGCGGAUGACUCUACCUGCCUCCGUCUCUGCAGGGAUGAGCCCGUCGAUUGUCCUGACAACUGGAAGUCUGCUCAAAUCACAUCGGACGGCCAGGACUGCUGGACCUGCUGCGCCGAGUGA